AUGAAUUCUAAAAUACUUAUUGACGCUACUUCUACAGGUCUUGUACUGUUUGAACAGCAAUUUAACGACUUAUUAGCAGCUGCAGAGACGGAGGAUGAAUCUCGGAACUUUUUAGAAGAUGAAUAUGAAAACCCAUUUCAAUCGUGGGCCGACAAUAUACAUAACAGAAGUAAGGGUUCCAUACAAGAAGGUUCAGGGAUAAACCCUUUGUACUUACCAACAUUGGCCCCUUACAUUAUUAAAAGUAUGAAAUUAUUACCCUUAUGGUCGGGUAUCAUGAUUUCGAUAUUCGGUUAUGGUGAUGAUAUUUCGACUUCAGCAGCAGUUGAAUCAAGCUUCAAGAAGCUUAAAACAGUAACAUUCAAACAUAUUUCAAUUCCGAUUGAUCUUGAACAUUUUUUGGAAAAUCAAAUUAAAUCGCUAAAAGGAGCUGCUUUGUUAUGGUCAUCCUGUAAGAAUAUAGUGAUUUCUUCAUUGCCUGAACCAUGUGAAACAAUUGAUGAUAGCCAUAGCUGUACAUCGCCAACAAUUAUUUCAAAUAAUUUAAAUGAAAAUGACAACAUGUACAUUGCAAAUCGCACGAAAUCUCCUCCUUAUGAUGCCUUAUAUUAUGUGGUAGAAAGGCCAAUUAUUAAGAAUAGUAAUACUGUAGAAUUACAGCUAGAAUCGGAUGAUAAUCUACAAACACAAUCAUUGCAGUUUAUCAAAAUACCACCUGGUAAUUGUACGAUCGAAGAAAGUAGAGCUGUUGAAAGCUGGGACCGAAAAAGCAAAAAGGAAAGAAAAAACAACUCUUAUCUCAAUCCAAACCCCCACUUACGGCAUCUAAAUAUAAGUACUGCAAAAAAUAAACAAACCUUACCAAUAUUGAAAAAUGGUUCAAGGUUUGCUGAAUUAAAAAGUUGCAAAUCAAGAGAAGGCAAUUUAAUUUUCAGCAAUACUUGUGCUUUUGAUGCAUUAGCGGCGUUAUUGAUGGUGUCUUAUUGUGAUAGCUACAAAUUUGCAACAGCGCAUAAUAAUAUGUGUAAACAUGUAGAGUUUUUGAAUUUCAUUUCUAAUAUUAUAACGGAUGGAGUAUCAAAAUCUACGUAUAGCAAAAGAGCGGAUAUCAUAAUUACAUUUAUGAGUCCUGAUGUUCAAGAAUUGGAAUAUGGCAACUCCUUAGUGACAUGUGAUGCGACAAUGAGUCAUGCUAUAAAUACCCUGCUUAGUUACAUUCCAUCAGCCAAAGAGGUAACGGAGUGCAUAUCAUCUACAUGUGAAAAAUCUGAGAGAUCAAUCAUGUACCUAACGUACCAAAUGGGUAAAGAAGGCCGUUUAGAUGAUUUACAGACAUUUUUGGAUGAACGUACUGAAACAGACUUUAUUAAUUGUCCACAAAUUGGCUGUGAAAAUCUGAGGUCUGUUAAAACAAAUAUUUCAAAAUUGAAUUUAUUCAUUGAUAUCCUUUAUUGGGAAGGAGAAAAUGUCGUAGUGAGUAGUGAAGCAGCAAAUAUCUUUCUGGUACGAUUGUGUGAUAUUCCUCCUAUUAUCAUAUGCGAAACAAUAACGUACGAACUUCGUGGCGUGAUACCUUUCCGUCAGGGAAAAUCAAAACUCAGACAUUCAAUUGGCCAUUAUACAACUUACGCAAAACGUGAUACAAGAAACUGGGAGUUGUAUGAUGACCUAAAAAUUAAACCUGUGUCAGUUAAGGAUACAACUAUAGUGCCAUGUGAAUUUUUAUUGUAUACAAUUUAA
This is a messenger RNA of Macrosiphum euphorbiae (potato aphid), 1740 nucleotides long. The record is from the annotation of a GenBank genome assembly. Lineage: Eukaryota; Metazoa; Arthropoda; Insecta; Hemiptera; Aphididae.